Molecule: messenger RNA, 1119 nt
Organism: Arthroderma uncinatum
Lineage: Eukaryota; Fungi; Ascomycota; Eurotiomycetes; Onygenales; Arthrodermataceae
Exons: 9
Coding region: 1-1119 (372 amino acids)
Source: RefSeq, a predicted model, not a curated record
AUGUCGUUCCCAGCUAUCUUUCGUUGGUUUAUAUCCACCAUAACAUCACCACAUUCCGAGUUCCCCAGCCUGUUCAGUUGGCUCUCGCCCACUCCUCCCAGUGAUCCUAAAGCGAUCAGUUAUCGCCAACAGCAGGAGAAAAUCAUAAAUCUUCUCAAGGGGGACUCAUAUACGAUUCCCCGCCUUGAGGAAUGCCUCAAAGGAUGGUAUAUGGGAGUCAACCCUGCGUACGAUAAUAUAAAAGCCACUGAAGGUGAAUUCCUCGAGAAAUGGAUCAAGAGAGACAACCUGCGAGAGAUGGCGAUAAAGGUUGACCUGACUUUAUGCAUUGCUUGCUUCUUCCCUCGGACAACUGAAGAGAAGCUGCAAGUACUGUUUGAGAAGAUGGCAUGGAGCGAGGAGCCCAUGCUAACCGAGUCUGCUUUCAAUAAGUUCUUUGCCUUCGAUGACGACGUGGAUAGUUUCCUCACGGCUGAGGAAUUCGUGAAACAGGAACCUGCUGCCUUUGUAAAGUAUUGGCUUGAUCCUAACCGCAGCGGACCAGAGCCGUAUGUGCUUCCAAGCUGUAUUAUCUACCGCACUGUUGGCCCCAAGCUUGCCAUGGGCUGGUCGGAAGCAUCCAAGGCACAGUUCCAAAAAACUACCAUCGAAUACAUCGACUGCCUAAUGGAGGUCAGUAAGCAGCGAGAAACAUAUCUUCCAUCAUUGGAGGAAUAUAUUGAAGGGAGAAUCAUCAACAUCGGUGUCUACCCGACACUUGAUUUGAUCCCGUACGCCGCCGACAUCGAGGUUUCUGAUGAAGUGUUGAAGCACGAGUCAUUACAGACCAUUCGAAUAAUGCUGACAGAAUAUGACUUGAAGGAUGAACGACAUAUUCUCGGUCAAGAAAGAGAUUCCGCUGUCGACUACACUGUUGGUCUGAUAGAAGAAUCAUAUAGGAUUGUUAAUGAGGCUGGAACCCGUCUUCCGAAGCUUGAGGGUAAAGCGAAGGCAGAUCUGGACACCUAUAUCGAGCAAUGCAAAGAUCAAGCAGCAGGAAGCAUAUACUUCCAUCAAUAUUCACCGAGAUAUCUCCCUAAAUCAGCCUUCCAAGGGGACAAGAUCGUUGUUCAGUUAUAA